Strongylus vulgaris is the source of this 753-nucleotide messenger RNA. The record is from the annotation of a GenBank genome assembly. Lineage: Eukaryota; Metazoa; Nematoda; Chromadorea; Rhabditida; Strongylidae.
AUGAACUUUGCAAAGAUUGCGAAGAAAGGGACCAGAGGGUGUCUUGAGGCUGUCAGAAACAAGGAUCCAACCUCCUUCACGUACAUCACUUUGAUUACAGAAGCCUUUUUACGCUGCCUUCUUCCUUCUGGUAAAGUCUUCAUUCCAGCUCUCAACUGGGAGAACUUCAACACAAAAACUUGGGAGAUCAGAAAAGAUACCAUUCGUCUAACUUAUGCCCGAACUGUGAUAGUUGGGGCAUUCAUGAGUGGUGGCUUGGAAUUUAAUACGAUGAAAAAACAAGAUAUACUGAUUAUUGGACUUGGAGGAGGUGUACUUAACAACUAUUUCGCUCAAAUGAAGAAUCAAACGUUGAAUAUUACUGUUGUCGAUAUCGAUCCCGUAAUGAAAACAAUAGCGAAAAAAUGGUUCGGAUUCGAAGAAUCGCCUUUACAUCGCAUUAUCAUAGACGAUGGAGUGAGAUUUAUCCACGAUGCGGCAAAAAAAGGCUUGUCAUAUCUUGGUCUAUCAACGAGGUUUGAUUGUGAUUUUUCAAGGGGAAAAGUACGAUAUCAUUAUUAUCGAUGCGCUGUCAUCGUAGACAUCGUCACACAGCCUGAUGCUCGAGAAGAAGCUCAGAAGAUGCUGUUCUGCUCUGCCAAAGAAAACAAUUCAUAUCUCGACAACAGAGAUGAACUUCAUAAUCGCUUUGUAGCUGUAGACAAAGCUCUAGGAUUUCAACUCAUCGAAAAAGGCCAAUAUCCACCUGAUUAA